AUGGGGAACUACAGACCAGUCAGUCUUACCUCAGCGCCCAGCAAGAUCCUGGCGCAGAUCCUCCUGGAAACUAUGCUAAGGCACAUGGUCAAUAAGGGGGUGAUUGGCGACAGCCAGCAUGGCUUCACUAAUGGCAAAUGGUGCCCGACAAAUUUGUUCGCCUUCUACGGUGGGGCCACGAUUGCUGAAGGUGCUCCUGACCCAACAGCAGGUGCAAGCAUAGAUGAUGAAAACUGCUGGCAUUUGGAUGAGGAACAGGUCCAAGAACAGGUUAAACUCUUCCUUUCCCAUGGUGGAUACCAUGGAUCAGGGAAGCAGCUCAAUUUGCUUUUUGCAAAGGUGCGAGAGAUGCUAAAGAUGAGAGAUUCAAAUGGAGCUCGCAUGUUGACGUUGAUAACAGAACAGUUCAUGGCUGACCCUCGUCUGUCACAUUGGAGACAACAAGGAAAUGCAAUGACUGACAAGUAUAGGCAGCUCUGGGAUGAACUGGGUGCUCUGUGGAUGUGUAUAGUCUUAAAUCCCCACUGCAAGUUGGAGCAGAAGGCCGGUUGGCUAAAACAGCUGAAAAAAUGGAACAGUGUGGAUGUUUGUCCCUGGGAAGAUGGAAACCAUGGAAAUGAGCUGCCCAAUUUAACCAAUGCUUUGCCUCAGGGUGCAAAUGCUAACCAAGAUUCAUCGAACAGGCGUCAUCGGACAGUGUUCACUCGAGCCAUUGAGGCAUGCAAUCUGCACUGGCAGGACAGCCACUUACAGCACAUUAUCAGCGGUGACCUAUACACCAACUGCUGUUACCAUGACAACAAUGAAAACUCACUCUUUGACUCUCACGGGUGGCCCCUCUGGCAUGAACAUGUUCCUACAGCCUGUGCGAGGGUGGAUGCAUUACGAUCUCAUGGAUACCCACGAGAAGCACUGAGGCUAUCAAUAGCUAUUGUUAAUACGCUAAGAAGACAGCAGCAGAAACAGCUGGAAAUGUUCCAGGCUCAGAAGAAAGAACUUCUCCACAAAGGAGUAACCUCAGUAACUAAUCUUGAAGGUUGGGUGGGACACCCUUUGGAUCCGAUUAGCACCCUUUUCAGUAGCCUGAUGGAAGCCUGCAGAGUGGAUGAUGAGAGCUUCCAUGGAUUCUCAGACUUCAUGGAGAAUGUGGGGCAAUGCAAAUCUCUGGAGUACCAGCACCUGCCUGCACACAAGUUCUUAGAAGAAGGGGAAUCUUAUUUAACGCUGGCUGUGGAAGUAGCAUUAAUAGGGCUGGGACAGCAACGAAUAAUGCCAGAUGGCUUAUAUGCACAAGAGAAGGUUUGUCGAAAUGAGGAGCAACUCAUUUCUAAGCUACAGGAAAUUGAAUUGGAUGAUACUCUGGUGAAGAUUUUUCGAAAACAAACAAUCUUCCUAUUAGAAGCUGGACCAUAUAGUGGUUUAGGUGAAGUCAUCCAUCGAGAGAGUGUUCCAAUGCACACAUUUGCCAAGUAUCUUUUCACCUCUCUCCUACAUCAUGAUGCCGAAUUGGCAUACAAAACUGCACUGAGAGCCAUGCGGUUGCUAGUAUUGGAAUCUACAGCUCAUUCGGGAGACAUGUCCCGCCCGCACCACAUUGCAUCAGUUGUUCCAAACCGGUAUCCCCGCUGGUUCACCCUAAGUCACAUCGAAUCCCAGCAGUGCGAGCUGGCAUCGACCAUGCUAACAGCAGCCAAAGGUGAUGUUCAGAGGCUGGAAACAGUGUUAGAAUCCAUCCAGAAAAAUAUCCACUCCUCAUCACACAUCUUCAAACUUGCCCAGGAUGCAUUUAAAAUAGCAACACUCAUGGACAGCUUGCCAGACAUCACUCUUCUGAAAGUUUCUCUGGAGUUGGGACUUCAGGUGAUGCGGAUGACGCUGUCAACACUGAAUUGGCGACGGCGGGAAAUGGCGAGGUGGUUAGUAACAUGUGCAACAGAAAUAGGUGUUUAUGCACUGGAUAGUAUCAUGCAAAACUGGUUUACACUUUUCACUCCAACAGAAGCUACUAGUAUUGUUGCUACAACAGUGAUGUCCAACAGCACCAUUGUCCGUUUGCAUCUGGACUGCCGUCAGCAGGAGAAGCUGGCCAGCAGUGCUAGGACGCUUGCUCUACAGUGUGCUAUGAAGGAUCCUCAAAACUGUGCCCUAUCUGCACUGACCUUAUGUGAAAAGGAUCACAUAGCUUUUGAGACCGCUUACCAAAUUGUUCUAGAUGCUGCUACAACCAGCAUGAGUUACUCGCAGCUUUUUACUAUAGCAAGAUACAUGGAGCACCGUGGUUAUCCCAUGCGGGCGUACAAGCUGGCCACUUUGGCCAUAACGCAUCUCAACCUGAGUUACAAUCAGGACACACACCCUGCCAUUAAUGACGUUCUGUGGGCUUGUGCACUCAGCCAUUCCCUUGGGAAAAAUGAGCUAGCAGCUAUAAUACCUCUGGUGGUCAAAAGUGUCAAAUGUGCAACAGUACUGUCAGAUAUUUUGCGUAGGUGUACUUUGACCACUCCUGGCAUGGUGGGACUUCAUGGAAGGAGGAACUCUGGUAAGCUCAUGUCAUUGGACAAAGCCCCUUUAAGACAACUCUUGGAUGCCACAAUCGGAGCCUACAUUAAUACAACACAUUCACGUCUCACUCACAUCAGCCCGCGACACUAUAGUGAGUUUAUAGAGUUCCUCAGCAAGGCCCGAGAGACCUUCUUAAUGGCUCAUGAUGGACACAUCCAGUUUACACAGUUUACUGACAACCUAAAACAAAUCUACAAAGGCAAAAAGAAACUGAUGAUGUUGGUUCGUGAGCGGUUUGGUUGAUGAAAAUGUGGAGGGGGGAAGGGGGGAUUUGUUUUUACUUG
Molecule: messenger RNA, 2846 nt
Organism: Strigops habroptila (Kakapo)
Lineage: Eukaryota; Metazoa; Chordata; Aves; Psittaciformes; Psittacidae
Product: zinc finger SWIM domain-containing protein 6-like
Exons: 14
Coding region: 1-2805 (934 amino acids)
Cellular component (GO): Cul2-RING ubiquitin ligase complex
Source: RefSeq, a predicted model, not a curated record